UAGUUAGUUUGACAUGAAUCAUGGUACAUUCAGUAACCAGUUUUUCUACAUAGUUCUAAGUCCUUCCCAUAUACUUUUCUUCCUAAUCUUUAUUUAUUGUUGAAAUUAAAUCAAGUGGCAGACAGAAGCAAACAGCAGAAAGCACAGAUCCAUGAGAGCCAUGUUUCGACUUCUGCUGCUUUUGGGGUUUUUCAGCCUUGGUGUCUGUCUUCCUCGUCAGUAUCAGUUCAUUAAUGAGAAUAAGACCUGGUCUGAAGCACAGAGAUACUGCAGAGAGAAUUAUGUUGAUUUAGCCUCUAUUAAUAACACUGAAGAGAACUUGGCCCUUACAAACAUAAUAGACAUCUGGAACAGCAGGCGAACCUGGAUUGGACUGUAUGAUGAUCUGAACAGCUGGAAAUGGUCUCUGGAUGAUGAUUCUUUCUACAAGGAGGGAGAGAGAAGCUUUAGAAACUGGUUUAUACAGAAGCCAAGAAGCUGGUAUGGAAUGAGUUUGUGUGUGUAUUUAUCUACUUAUGAUGGAGCUUGGUGGGAUACAUAUUGUUCCACAAUGCUUUAUUUCAUUUGCUUUGAUGGCAGAGUGAAUGCCAGUGAAAGAUUUGUCCUGGUUUAUCAGAGCAUGGGCUGGACUGAAGCUCAGAGAUACUGCAGAGAACAUUACACAGACCUGGCCAGCGUGAGGAACGAGACUGAGAACCAAAAAAUUAGAUCAAUGUUUAAUAAUACAUAUUAUUCAGGUCUUUGGAUCGGCCUGUACAGAACCAUGUCUUGGUCAGAUAAAAGCAACUCUUCAUUCAGCAACUGGAAAUAUGGACAACCAGAUGGUUAUGGACAGACUAAAACCUGUACUGCGGUGUCAAUUAAUUAUAAUGAUUAUUAUUCCUAUUCUGAUUUUGGGAAAUGGACAGAUGAAAACUGUGGUGGUGCUUUUCCAUUCUUCUGUUACAGCACAAUGCUACCAUUACACCCUCAUCAGUAUCACUUUGUUAAUGAGAAUAAGACCUGGACUGAAGCACAGAGAUACUGCAGAGAGAAUUACACUGACCUGGCUACUGUUGAUAACAUGGAGGAAAUGAACACACUCCUUAACACAGUAAAUGGCAGCUACUCAGGUUUAGCCUGGAUUGGACUGUAUGGUGAUGAGGACAGUUGGAGAUGGUCUCUGGAUGAUGAUGCUUUCUACCAGGAGGGAGAGCGAGACUUCAGAGGAUGGGAACAUCAACCUGAUAACUAUAAUGGAAACGAGAUGUGUGUUUAUAUUACACCUGAUGGAACCUGGUCUGAUGGAAACUGUAACAGUUAUUUUCAAUUUGUUUGCUCUGAUGGUGAGAAUAUAUAAUAAGUUCAACUAGGAUUAAACUGUCAUUUUUUUGUUGAUGUGUUACUGAGUACAAUUAUCAUUUCAGGAUGGAAUGGAACAAAAAAUUUCACACUGAUUAAUCAGCGCAUGUUUUGGACACAGGCUCAGCAUUACUGCAGAGUGUAUUAUACAGACCUGGCCAGUGUGAAGAACCAAGCAGAUAAUGAACAAAUCCUUAAUCUCACAGGUGGCUCUAACACUUGGAUUGGUCUAUACAGAACCAGACUCUGGUCAGACAAACAGGAAUAUGUGUAUGAAAACUGGAGAUCAACAACUCAGUUUAUACCUGAACAGCCAGACAAUGGUUUAAAUGUUAUUUGGGAAUAUGGUUUUCAGCACUGCACUGCUGUAUCUCUCACAGAUUCAGGCUACUGGACAGAUGAGAGCUGCAUAACCACAAUCCCUUUUUUCUGCUAUAAGAAAUCCUGCACAGCAUCCUCAUGUUCCCUCUACCGGUAUCACUUUAUUAAUCAGAAUAAGACCUGGACUGAAGCUCAGAGAUUCUGCCGAGACAAAUACACUGACUUGGCCACCAUUAACAGUAUAGAAGAUGUGACAAGACUCCUUAAUACAGCCACAGCAUAUGACAUCUACUCAGGUUUAGCCUGGAUUGGACUGUAUGAUGAUCCAAAGAGCUGGAAAUGGUCUCUGGGUGAUGAUUCUUUCUACAGGAAUGGAGAGAGAAACUUUAGAAACUGGUAUAUAAACAAACCAUUGAACUGGUAUGGGAACAGUUUAUGUGUAUAUUUUUGGAGUCGCUCUACACAAUGGAGUGAAACCUCUUGUUCUCGUGAGCUUCCAUUAAUUUGUUUUGAUGGUAGAGUGAAUGCCAGUGAAAGCUAUGUUUUUGUUAAACAGUACAUGAACUGGACUGAAGCUCAGAGAUACUGCAGAGAACAUUACACAGAUCUGGCCAGCGUGAGGAAUGAGACAGAGAAUUACAGGAUCAGAUUAUUAUUAAGUCAAUCUGAUUAUAAUAAUUAUUAUUAUAAUAAUUAUUAUGCUUUUUGGAUCGGCCUGUACAGAACCAGGUCUUGGUCAGAUAAAAGCAACUCUUCUUUCAGCAACUGGAAACCUGGACAACCAGAUAAUUACAGACAGAAUGAAUCCUGUACUGCUGUGUCAUUUAAUGAUUCUGGGAAAUGGACAGAUGAAAUUUGCAGUAAAGGUUUUCCAUUCCUCUGUUACAGCACAAUGUCCUCUACAUCCUCUCGUCAGUAUCACUUUGUUAAUGAGAAUAAGACCUGGACUGAAGCACAGAGAUACUGCAGAGAGAAUUACACUGACCUGGCUACUAUUGAUAACAUGGAGGAAAUGAAUACACUCCUUAACACAGUAAAUGGCAGCUAUUCAGAUUUAGUCUGGAUUGGACUGUAUGAUGAUGUGGACAGCUGGAGAUGGUCUCUGGAUGAUGAUGCUUUCUACCAGGAAGGAGAGAGAGACUUCAGAGGAUGGCCCCAUCAACCUGAUAACUAUUUUGGAAACGAGAUGUGUGUUUCCAUGAACUACAAAGGGGAAUGGUUUGACAAGUCUUGUAAUGACAGAAAUCUAUUUGUUUGUUAUAAUGGAACAAACAUAUAUGUUCAGAUUUAUAACAGCAUGACCUGGGAAGAAGCUCAGAGAUACUGCAGAGAAAAUUACAUAGACCUGGCCAGUGUGAGGAACGAAAAUGAACUUCAGCAGAUACUGGGCAUCAUGUAUGGCUAUGAGAUAUGGAUAGGUCUGUAUAGGAACCGAUUAUGGUCAGAUCAGAGCAACUCAAACUUUACAUAUUGGAGACCAGCAUUUCCAGCACAAGGACCAGAACCUAAUAAUGGUUUGAAUGUAUUUGGUCAAUAUCGAAAUCAACACUGCACAGCUGUGGAUCAUUCAGGCCAAUGGACAGAUGAAAACUGUUUAGACCGCUUACCUUUCGUCUGCUACACUGAAUUUACUCUAGGUGCUGUUAUGGGAGUGCGACUGAAAACCAGAUCUAAUGACAAUCUCUUAUACUCUGAGGUUGCAGGAUCUGUGCUGAUGGCACUUCAAGAACGAGUUAGCAGACUGGGACUUUCAAAGAACUGCACUGUGACUGUGAGACGCAUCCGUAAGAUCGAUCCAUGAAUGAGAAAGUCCACAUUCAUGCUCAGAUUCAAAAUAUGUAUAUGUUCCAGAUUUUUCUUCAUGUAUUCAGAAAUCAUUCAAUCUGAAAGCAUUCAGGAAUGCUGUAGAGAUCUGUUCAUACAAAAAUACACAUAUCAUAAGCUACUCAUCUUAUAUCACAUAUAAGUAUGUUAUAAGUACUUUACAAUUCUUUUAAACACUCAAACAAUACUGUAACUAAUAUAUUUAUAGAUCCCAAAAGCUUCCCAAUGCCAUCAGGAUUUGACACAUUAUAAUAAUAAUGACUAUAAUUACAAUAUUCUAAUUAGUAAAUGAGUGUGAUUUACAUGUAAUCUUGUAUUUGGUGUUUUGGAAUUAAAUUUAUACUCAUAUAUUGUUUUUCCUCAAAUUAAUUUUAACUAAGAAAAUCUUGAUGUCUUAGAUUUUCUGAUUUGCUCCAAUCAUUUUGUUAACAGUUGCCUGUACUGUAUGUUUUAGGAACACUAUGGGACUAUUUAGUAUUUAGUAAUUCAAUACAUUUAUUACUGAGGUUUAUGGAUGCAUUUAUUAAAGUCUGACUAAAUAACAUGCUAAUAAACACUAAAUGAAG
This is a messenger RNA of Tachysurus fulvidraco (yellow catfish), 4052 nucleotides long. RefSeq names its product macrophage mannose receptor 1-like. Lineage: Eukaryota; Metazoa; Chordata; Actinopteri; Siluriformes; Bagridae. The transcript has 12 exons. The record is from RefSeq and is a predicted model, not a curated record.